UUAAAUAGUAGUGAAUGCGUGAACGCAGCAACAUUUAAUAACAAAAAUUUUAUUACUUAUAUUUUAUUAGUCAAUAAAUAUAAAUCAAUCAAUCAAUAUGGCUUACGGUGACUCUUCAGUUGAACGGAUAAUCAUAUCAGCUAUCUUACCAGUUAUUGUUUCACGAGCAAUUUAUUUGGUUAACGAAGAUGAUGCACAAAAAUGGUUAGGUACAAUGAAGAAUAUACCAGAGUGGGCAAACGCCAAAGACUUAUUCAAUGUUGCAUGGAUUACCACUUUAGCAGCUAGUGGUGUAGCAGCCGCCUUAGUUUUUAAUGCUAGUGCCGGUAUGAAGGGAGAAACAGCAACCAAAAAUCCAGCUCUUGUAGCAUAUGGCGGUCAAUUAGCUUUAUGUUGGACGUACGUCAUUGUUAUCUAUGCAUUAAAAAAUCUCGAUUUGGGCUUAGCCGUUAUUUUACUUGCGAAUGCCGUUUCAUUACUUGCAACAGUUGCUAUGUACAAGACAAGUGCAGUAGCUGCUUUAUUAAACGCACCCAUCGUUUUAUGGUUACUUUUACUAACUAGUUUAGUACUUCGUUGCCGUACUGCUAUGGCCGCUGCCGUAGUUGGUGACAAAAUGGCUAUUGUGGAAUAAUAGUCCAAAUUUUUGUUUGAUUUUACAAGAUUUUGUUAUUAUAUUUUGUAAUUUUUAUGUUUCGAGUAAAUAAAAAUUCGAAACGUCGAAAUCUGUUUAUUAUA
Molecule: messenger RNA, 738 nt
Organism: Chrysoperla carnea
Lineage: Eukaryota; Metazoa; Arthropoda; Insecta; Neuroptera; Chrysopidae
Exons: 3
Coding region: 98-634 (178 amino acids)
Cellular component (GO): mitochondrial outer membrane
Source: RefSeq, a predicted model, not a curated record